Panicum virgatum (switchgrass) is the source of this 594-nucleotide messenger RNA. RefSeq lists its product as uncharacterized. The record is from RefSeq and is a predicted model, not a curated record. The transcript has a single exon. Lineage: Eukaryota; Viridiplantae; Streptophyta; Magnoliopsida; Poales; Poaceae. Bases 1 to 594 code for a protein of 197 amino acids.
AUGGCACCUGGAGUCCAUGCAGCUGACGAAGGCCAUCACCAGCUUGGGGCCAACGUCACUCCACUGCCGUCCCAUGAGCGGGCACGGGCUAGCAUCUUCUUGCGGCACCAUAUCCACCCGGACCUGAAGAUGGAAUACCUAGAGGUGAAAGACCCUCUGACCCUGUGGACCAAGCUGAGAGAGCGCUUCGGACCACAAAGUGAAGUCCUCCUGCCGCAAGCUCAGAAUGAAUGGGCAAACCUCCGUCUUCUAGACUUUAAGUCUGUGGCAGGAUACAACACGGCUAUUCACCGCAUUGCCUCUCAACAACGCUUUUGUGGCCAGAUUGUCACUGAGGUGGAGAUGAUUGAGAAAACUCUUGCGACCUUCCACCCCACCAACAUGGUGCUCCAGCAGCAGUACCGCAACAAUAGGUACACGAAGUACAGUGACCUUGUCAACAUGUUGCUCAGUGCUAAAGCUCACAAUGAGCUCCUCAUGUCCAACUUCCAGCAGCUCCCUGUUGGCUCUGCAGCGGCGUUACUUGAAGUACACGCCAACUUCUCAAAUGAGAAGAAGAAGAAAGGGCAGACGCGCCUGUGGCGCGAUGGUUGA